Messenger RNA from Hemicordylus capensis (graceful crag lizard), 10618 nucleotides. Its product is annotated as dynein axonemal heavy chain 11-like. Gene Ontology annotation, biological process: microtubule-based movement. The record is from RefSeq and is a predicted model, not a curated record. Gene Ontology annotation, cellular component: dynein complex. NCBI's taxonomy places the organism in Eukaryota, Metazoa, Chordata, Lepidosauria, Squamata, Cordylidae. The coding region runs from base 16 to 10380 and encodes 3454 amino acids. The transcript is spliced from 67 exons. Gene Ontology annotation, molecular function: ATP binding; dynein light intermediate chain binding; dynein intermediate chain binding.
UACAGCCACUUAUGGAUGGAUGAUAAAACCAAAUUUAUGAAGCAGUUCCUUCUCUAUGGACGAUUUCUCAGUACGGAAGAGCUGGAAUUUUAUGCAGACUAUGAACUUCAAAAAUGCUCCCCACAGUUAGAUCACUUUAAACAACAGAUCAGCAUUUAUGAAACACUACAUAAAGAAGUUAGUGAGUUCGAAAAUCAGAAGACUUUUAAUGGCUGGCUCCAGGUUGAUAUUAAACCUUUUAAGAUAUCUUUAAUGAAUACUAUUAAAAAGUGGAGCUGGAUGUUUAAGGAGCAUCUACUUAACCAUGUAACUCAAAGCAUUACGGGGCUAGCGACAUUCAUCUAUGAAACCGAAAAAGGGUUAUCUAAGAAAAUUAAAGAAGGAGAUUAUGCACUUCUGGUUGAAAUAAUGAGACAUCUCAUGGCUAUCCGUGACCGACAAUCAACCGACGACAUUUUCAAACCUUUAAAAUCCAUGGCUGAACUGCUACGAAGUUAUGGGCAGCAGCUCCCAGAACAGAUUUAUAUAGAGCUUGAGGAAUUACCUGAAAAGUGGAAGAAUCUUAAAAAGAUUGCCUUCACUGUGAAGCAUGAAGUGGCUCCUCUACAGUCCAAUGAAGUGUCUGUUAUCAGAAGAAAAUGUGUACUUUUUGAGGUUAAACAGCAAGAGUUUAGAAACAGAUUUAAAAAUGAAGUUAUUUUUAGAUUUGAUGCUGACGAUCCUUAUACAUGUAUGGAUAAGACCCAUAAAGACAUUGCAAAACUGGAGGCAGAAAUGAAAGAGCUGCAGGAGACGGCUGAUCUUUUUGAAGUGAGUGUGCCAGAAUACAAACAGCUGAAGCAGUGCCGUACUGAUGCCAUCUUGCUCAAGUCUCUCUGGGAUAUGGUGGUGUUUGUCCAGAUGAGCAUUAAAGACUGGAUGAAAACUCCAUGGAAACAAACAAAUGUUGAACAAAUGGAUGUGGAUCUCCGUAGAUUUGCAAAGGGCAUGAAGACUCUGGAUAAAGAAAUUCGUACUUGGGAUGUUUACAUGGGAUUAGAAUCAACAGUUAAGAACUUGUUAACCUCCCUAAGAGCUGUGAAUGAACUCCAGAACCCUGCGGUCCGGAAAAGACAUUGGCAGCAGCUUGUGGUUGCCACAGGGGUAUGUUUUGUCAUGAAUGAAGACACUACACUAGGGGACCUUUUAGCUCUUCAGCUUCACAGAGUGGAAGAGGACGUUAAAAACAUUGUGGAUAAGGCUGUGAAAGAAAUGGCAAUAGAAAAGGCACUCCUGGAGAUCAGUCAGACAUGGGGUGUUAUGGAUUUCUCAUAUGAGGAGCAUCACAGCACAGGCACACCCUUGUUGAAAUCAGAUGAAAGCCUAAUAGAAACACUGGAAGACAAUCAGGUUCAGCUGCAAAACAUCCUAAUGAGUAAAUAUGUUGAAUAUUUCUCUGUGGAGGUCAGCAGCUGGCAGAAGAGGUUAAUGGUAGCUGAUCUGGUCAUUUCUAUGUGGCUUGAAGUUCAGCAAACUUGGGCCCACCUUCAGAGUAUUUUCACCAAUUCAGAAGACAUACGGAAUCAACUUUCAGAAGAUGCUAAAAGAUUUGAAGGAAUUGAUCAGGAUUUUAAAGAGCUGAUGGCUGUGGUGGUGAAGACAAAAAAAGUUAUAGAAGUAACAAACCAUAUGGGAUUGCUCGAAAAACUGGAAGUUCUUCAACACAGGCUCACACUUUGUGAGAAAUCCUUGGCAGACUAUUUAGACGCCAAGAGACUCACUUUCCCAAGAUUCUACUUUGUCUCGGCUGUAGAUUUAUUAGAAAUCAUCUCAAAAGGAACUCAUCCUAAGCAGAUUACCAAACACUUGGUGAAGCUCUUUGACAAUGUGGCUGACCUUAAAUUUGAAGAGGAGAAAAAUACAGAAAUACAAAUGGCCACAGGAAUGUACAGCAGAGAAGGAGAAUUUGUGGAUUUUUCAGAACAUUGUUUCUUGAAGGGACAGGCAGAAUGCUGGUUAAGCUGUUUGGAAGAAGCCAUGCAUGUGACAGUCAAACAGAAGAUCAUGGAAGCGGUGGUGGCCUAUGAGGAUAAAUCUCGAGAUCAGUGGCUGUUUGACUAUCCAGCACAAGUGGCAUUGACAGGUAGUCAAAUCUGGUGGGCUGCUGAUGUCAGGAUUGCUUUUGAGCGGCUUGAGGAAGGAUUUGAAACUGCUCUAAAGGACUACAACCGCAAACAGAUUGCUCAACUGAACGCCCUUAUAAACAUGCUGUUAGGGGAACUCACCCCUGGAGAUCGUCAGAAGAUCAUGACAAUAUGCACAAUUGAUGUACAUGCUAGAGAUGUUGUAGCCAAGCUUAUAGCACAGAAGUUGCGUCACAGAUGGGAUGAAGAGCAAAACGAGUGCUUUGUCAGCAUUUGUGAUGCCCAGUUUCAAUACUCCUACGAAUAUCUUGGGAACAGUCCUAGGCUUGUAAUUACACCUCUUACUGACAGAUGCUAUAUCACAUUGACACAGUCUCUUCACUUGACUAUGAGUGGUGCACUGUCAGGCCCUGCUGGAACAGGAAAAACAGAAACCACCAAGGACUUAGGCCGCUCUCUUGGAAUGAUGGUCUACGUCUUCAACUGUUCAGAACAAAUGGAUUACAAGUCAAUUGGAAAUAUCUACAAAGGUUUAUGCCAGACUGGAGUGUGGGGGUGUUUCGAUGAAUUCAAUCGCAUCUCUGUGGAGGUGCUUUCUGUCGUAGCUGUUCAAGUUAAAACUAUUCAGGAUGCCAUCCGACACAAGAAGAAAAGAUUUAAUUUUGUAGGUGAGACUAUUGAAUUGAAGGCAACAGUGGGGAUCUUCAUAACUCUUAAUCCUGGUUAUGCAGGGAGAGCAGAACUUCCAGAAAACCUUAAAGCUCUUUUUCGACCCUGCGCAAUGGUGAUUCCAGACUUCGAGCUUAUUUGUGAAAUAAUGCUGGUGGCAGAAGGAUUUGUGGAUGCCAGAUUGCUUUCUAGAAAGUUCAUUUGCCUCUACACACUUUGUCAAGAGCUCCUGUCUAAACAGGAUCAUUAUGACUGGGGUCUUAGAGCUAUAAAAUCUGUCUUAGUUGUGGCUGGAUCAUUGAAACGAGAAGACCGAAGCAAACCUGAAGAUCAGGUUUUGAUGAGAGCCCUCAGGGAUUUUAAUCUUCCUAAGGUAGUCACUAAUGAUGUCUCCAUAUUUCUGGGCCUGAUCAAUGACUUGUUCCCGUUGCUGGAAGUUCCACGGAAAAGAGAUCUGAAGUUGGAACAGCUGGUGCGUCAGUCCAUUGCAGAACUCCGUUUGCAGCCCGAAGAAAACUUUAUCCUGAAGGUUAUGCAGUUAGAAGAACUUCUGGCUGUCAGACACUCAGUCUUUGUGGUUGGAAAUGCUGGAACAGGAAAAAGCCAGAUAUUGAAGACACUGCAUGUGACUUACACCAAAAUGAAGCUGAGGCCAGUGUGGAAUGAUAUCAACCCAAAAGCUGUCACCACAGAUGAACUUUUUGGGUUUCUUCAUCCAUCAACAAGAGAGUGGAAAGAUGGCUUAUUUUCAGCCACCAUGAGAGAACUGUCAAGCAUCACACAUGAUGGCCCCAAAUGGAUUGUGCUAGAUGGGGACAUUGACCCUAUGUGGAUAGAGUCACUCAACACUGUCAUGGAUGACAAUAAGGUUCUAACUCUAGCAAGUAAUGAACGAAUUUCACUAACACCUUCAAUGAGACUCGUGUUUGAAAUCAGUCACCUUCGGGCAGCAACUCCGGCCACUGUGUCAAGAGCUGGCAUCCUGUAUGUGAACACCCAAGACCUAGGCUGGACCCCAUAUGUGUCUAGCUGGAUCGAAACUCGCAAAGCACAGUCUGAAAGAGCAAACCUAACCAUCCUCUUUGACAAAUAUGUUCCAUUCUGCUUGGAGCAAGUCCGAUGCAGCUUGAAAACCAUCACUCCGGUUCCUGAGAACAGCAUGGUACAGACUUUGUGUGCAUUACUGGAUUGUCUCCUGACCCCAGAGAAUACGCCCCCAGACUCUCCUCGUGAACUCUACGAAAUAUAUUUUGUAUUUGCAAGUGUAUGGGCUUUUGGUGGUGCUUUGUUCCAAGAUCAGCUAAUUGAUUAUCGCAUGGAGUUUAGUAGGUGGUGGAUCAAAGAAAUGCGAACAAUAAAAUUUCCUUCCCAAGGGACAGUUUUUGAUUACUUCAUUGACCCUGAUACAAAAAAAUUUACUUUGUGGAGUGAGAAAAUUCCAGGCAUUGAAAUGGAACCAGAUGUCCCUCUCCAGGCCGUCUUGAUUCAUACAUCUGAAACCAUUCGCUUGAGAUACUUUGUGGAUUUACUUUUAGAGAAGGGUCAGCCAAUUAUGCUGGUGGGAAAUGCUGGCAUUGGAAAAACAGUCCUCUUGUCUGACAAGUUUUCCAAGCUAUCAGAAGAUUAUAUGGUGGCCAAAGUCCCCUUUAAUUAUUACAUAACAUCUGCUAUGCUUCAGCGUGUUCUUGAAAGAUCCUUGGAAAAGAAAGCUGGCAGAAAUUAUGCUCCUCCAGGCAUGAAAAAAUUAAUUUACUUCAUUGAUGAUCUUAAUAUGCCUGAGGUUGAUGCCUAUGGAACUGUCCAACCUCAUACUCUAAUUAGACAGCAUCUCGACUAUAGUCAUUGGUAUGACAGACAGAAACUGAUUUUGAAAGAAAUUCACAAUUGUCAGUAUGUCACGUGCAUGAAUCCCACUGCUGGAAGUUUUUCAGUAAAUCAGCGUCUUCAGAGACAUUUCUCUGUGUUUGCUGUCCACUUCCCAGGAACUGAUGCUUUAGCCACCAUCUAUGGCAAGAUAAUAAAUAUGCAUUUCCAGCAAGGAGGCUUCAGUUAUAGUAUAUUGAAGUCUGUCAGCACACUUAUUCAAGCUGCAAUUUCUCUGCACCAGAAGAUGACCCAGAAUUUUUUACCCACAGCCAUUCGAUUUCAUUAUGUUUUUAAUUUAAGAGAUUUGACACGGAUAUUCCAGGGAAUGCUUUUUGCUACACCAGAAUGUGUGCGGUUUCCUAUUGAUUUGGUUCAUUUAUGGCUUCAUGAAUCAUCCCGAGUCUACUCAGAUAAACUUAUGGAGGAAAAGGAUAUUGACCAUUUUAACAAAGUGCUCAUUGAUACAGCAAAAAGGUAUUUUGAGGGUGUUGAUGAGCACAUAUUUAUCCAUAAGCCACUAAUUUACUGCCACUUUGCCCAUGGUGUUGGAGAACCUCGUUACUUUCCAGUAUCUGAUUGGAAAAAGCUGACCAGAAUUUUAACAGAGGCAUUAGAGCACUACAAUGAACUCCAUGUGGCAAUGAACCUUGUUCUCUUUGAGGAUGCCAUACAGCACAUUUGUCGCAUCAGCCGCAUUCUUGAAGCCCCCUAUGGAAAUGCCCUUUUGAUUGGAGUUGGAGGAAGUGGAAAGCAAAGUUUGUGCCGCUUAGCUGCCUUCCUCAGCUCUCUGGAAGUCUUCCAAAUAGCCCUCCGCAAAAACUAUGCUAUUCAUGAUCUCAGGAGUGAUAUUGCUACACUUUACUUUAAAGUUGGUGUGAAGAACAUCGGUACUGUGUUUCUUCAUGCAGAUGCUCAGAUCCCUGAUGAGCGUUUUCUCGUAUUAAUUAACGACAUGCUGGCAUCAGGUGACAUUCCUGAUUUAUUUAGUGAAGAUGAAGCAGAUAGCAUAAUUUCUUCAGCAAGAAUGGAACUUCAUGCUCUUGGCCAGAUGGAUUCAAAAGAGCACUGCUGGCAAUUUUUCAUUGACCGAAUUCGUCAGCAACUAAAGGUUGUAUUAUGCUUCUCUCCUGUGGGUUUCACCUUGAGAGCAAGAGCGAGGAGAUUUCCAGCCCUGGUGAACUGCACUGCUAUUGACUGGUUCCAUGCCUGGCCAUUAGUGGCUCUCCAGUCUGUCAGCACCAGCUUCAUUGAUAAGAUGGAUUUACUCCAACCUCAUGUGAAGUCUUCAAUCAGCCACUUUAUUGCUUUUGCACACACAAGUGUUAAUGAAGUAAGUGUCAAGUACCAGCAGAAUGAGAAGUGCUAUAACUACACAACGCCUAAGAGUUUCCUGGAACUAAUUAAACUUUAUCAGAAUCUACUAAGGAAGAAGAGAAAAGAACUGGUUCAAAAAAUGGAAAGACUGGGAAAUGGUUUGCAAAAGUUACAGACUACAGCUUCACAGGUAGAAGAUCUGAAGUCUAAGCUUGCUGUUCAAGAGACAGAACUUCAUCAGAGAAACAAAGAUAUGGAGGCUCUGAUUGACAAAAUAGGACAACAGACUGAAAAACUAAGUCAAGAAAAAGUCACAGCUGAUGAGGAGGAGCAGAAGGUGGCUGCUAUUCAAGCAGAAGUGACAAAGAAGCAGCAAGAAUCUGAAAAUGACCUUGCGAAAGCUGAGCCAGCUCUUCAUGCAGCAAAUGCUGCCUUGAAUACACUAAACAGGCUAAACCUGACUGAGCUAAGAACUUUUCCUAAUCCACCUGUGAUUGUAGCAAACGUGACAGCCGCUGUCCUAGUCCUUUUGUCUCUCAGUGGCAAGAUUCCAAAAGACAGAAGCUGGAAAACCACAAAGAUGUACAUGAGUAAGGUAGAUGAGUUCCUCCAAAGCCUCAUCAAUUUUGAUAAAGAACAUAUCCCAGAAGCUACUGUAAAAGCUGUAAAAGAAGAUUAUCUGAGUGAUCCAGAGUUCAAUCCCGAGUUUGUACGGACAAAAUCUUCAGCUGCAGCUGGUCUCUGUGCAUGGGUCAUUAAUAUCAUCAAAUUCCAUGAGGUAUAUUGUGAAGUGGACCUCAAACGUCAGUCCCUGGCUCAAGCCAACACAGAUUUGCUCAUUGCAGCAGAAAAACUUGAAAGUAUCCGGAAGAAACUUGAUGAACUAGACACAAACCUGGCUGCCUUAACCACCGCCUUUGAGAGGGCUACAGCUGAGAAAAUCCGCUGCCAGGAAGAAGUGAAUAGAACUAACAAGACUAUUGAGCUGGCCAACAGAUUAGUGAAAGGUCUGGAGUCAGAAAAUGUGAGAUGGGCUCAGUCGGUGGCACAGUACCAUGAACAAGAGAAGACGCUGUGUGGAGACGUACUUCUAACUGCAGCUUUUAUUUCGUAUGCUGGGCCAUUUGCAAAAUGUUAUAGGCACGAGCUAGUUCAAAAUCGGUGGUUGCCCUAUUUGAGAAGUCAAAAGGUCCCCAUUCCAAUGACGGAAGGUCUUGAUCCGAUCUCCAUGCUGACGGAUGAUGCAACAAUUGCUCAAUGGAACAAUGAAGGCUUGCCUAGUGAUGCCAUGUCUACACAAAAUGCCACUAUUCUUACAAACUGCGAACGUUGGCCUCUAUUGAUUGACCCUCAGCACCAGGGGAUCAAAUGGAUAAAAAGCAGAUAUGGCUCAGAUUUGAAAGUCAUCCAUUUGCGUCAGAAAGGGUAUGUUGACAUUAUAGAAGAGGCGGUUGUUGCUGGAGAUCCUGUUUUGAUAGAACACCUGGAGGAAACCAUCGACCCUGUGCUUGAUCCCCUCCUUGGAAGGCACAUGCUAAAAAAGGGACGGUAUAUAAGAGUAGGAGAUAAGGAGUGUAAAUUUCACCCAAAAUUCCAGCUCAUCCUCCACACCAAACUUGCCAAUCCCCACUAUAAACCAGAGAUCCAGGCCCAGACCACUUUAAUUAAUUUUACAGUUACGCGGGACGGUUUGGAAGAUCAAUUGUUGGCAGAUGUUGUUAACGUGGAAAGACCAGACCUAGAACACUUCAAGUCUGAACUCACAAAGCAGCAAAAUUAUUUUAAAAUUGAGUUGAAAAUGCUUGAAGAUGAAUUACUGACACGCCUUUCAGCUGCUGAGAGUAAUUUCCUUGGGGAUACCCUUCUGGUUGAGAGGCUGGAGACAACAAAACACACAGCAGCAGAAAUAGAAAUUAAGGUUAUGGAAACAAAAGUCAAUGAAGUAAAGAUCAACGAGGCUCGUGAGCAUUAUCGCCCCGUAGCAGCAAGAGCUUCCCUGCUCUACUUCCUAAUGGAUGAGCUGAAAAAAAUCAAUCCAAUGUAUCAGUUCUCACUCAAGGCAUUUAAUGUCGUAUUUCACAAAGCAGUGCAGCAAGCAGAACCUUCCAACAAUGUGAAGGAGAGGGUCAACAACCUGAUUGACUGUGUAACACACUCUACUUUUAUUUACAUCAAUCGUGGCCUGUUUGAGAGGGACAAGCUUAUCGUCACUGCCCAGUUGGCUUUCCAGCUUUUGCUUAUGAAUAAAGAGAUUGAUGCUCGUGAACUAGAUUUCCUUCUGAGAUUUAACAUUGAUCACAGUUAUAACAGCCCUCUGGAUUUUCUCUGCAACUCUGCAUGGAGUGCAAUCAAGACAAUGAGCUUCAUGGAUGAGUUUCGUGGCUUAGACAGGGAUAUAGAAGGAUCCCCAAAACGGUGGAAAAAAGUGGUGGAGUCAGAAUGUCCGGAGAAAGAGAAAUUUCCACAGGAAUGGAAGGCAAAAAGUUCCCUCCAGAAACUGAUUAUUAUGCGAGCCUUGAGACCAGAUCGAAUGACUUAUGCUGUCAGGAACUUUGUUGAAGAGAAACUUGGAGCCAAAUAUGCAGAGGGCCGUAAGACUGACUUUGCAAAAUCAUUUCAAGAAAGUGGGCCUGGUUUGCCGAUAAUUUUCAUUUUAUCCCCUGGAGUUGACCCACUGAAAGAUGUUGAAUCACUAGGGAGCAAGCUUGGAUUUACCAUUGACUCGGGGCAGCUUCACAAUGUCUCUUUGGGUCAAGGGCAGGAAGCCAUAGCAGAGAUGGCUAUGGAAAAAGCUUCAAAAGAAGGCUACUGGGUUAUACUUCAAAAUAUUCAUCUUGUUGCAAAAUGGCUUGACACAUUAGAGAAAUUACUGGAGAAGUACAGUGAAGGGAGUCACCCAGCCUAUCGGGUUUAUAUGAGUGUUGAACCUGCCCCCACCCCUAAAGAACAUAUCAUUCCACAGGGAAUCUUGGAAAAUUCUAUUAAAAUAACCAAUGAACCACCAACUGGGAUGCUGGCUAAUCUUCACGCUGCGUUGGAUAAUUUUGACCAGAACAUUCUUGAUCAGUGCACUCGGGAACAGGAAUUUAAGACCAUUCUGUUUUCACUCUGCUACUUUCAUGCCUGUGUGGCUGAGCGACGGAAAUUUGGACCUCAGGGCUGGAACAAGAAAUACCCUUUUAACAAUGGGGACCUUACAAUUUCGGUCAAUGUUCUGUACAAUUACCUGGAAGCAAACUCUCAGGUACCUUGGGAAGAUCUCCGUUACUUGUUUGGUGAUAUUAUGUAUGGUGGUCAUAUUACAGAUGAUUGGGAUAGGAGACUCUGCCGUACAUACUUGGAAGAGUAUAUGCAACCCAAUCAGUUUGAUAGGAAGCUGGUUCUGGCUCCUGGCUUUGCAGUUCCUUCGAACUUGGAUUACCAAGGUUACCACAAAUAUAUUGAUGAAAUGCUGCCCCCUGAAAGCCCAGUCCAUUAUGGCCUUCAUCCCAAUGCAGAGAUUGAAUUCCUGACAGUGACUUCAGACAACUUGUUCCAUACCCUGCUGGAACUGCAGUCCCAAGAAUCCAUCACUGGGGAAGGCACCUCGCAGACAGUGGAAGAAAAAGUAAAGGUGAUAUUGGAUGACAUAUUGGAGAAACUUCCAGAAGAAUAUAACAUGGCUGACAUUACCUCAAAAACUGCAGAAUUUUCUCCAUAUGUCCUGGUUUGUUUUCAAGAAUGUGAAAGAAUGAAUCUACUAAUACAUGAGAUAAGACGCUCUCUUAAAGAACUUGAUCAAGGACUUAAGGGUGAGUUGGCAAUCUCCGCUGAGAUGGAGCAGCUACAGACAGCUCUUUUUUUAAAUAAUCUUCCUGACACUUGGAUGAAACUGGCUUAUCCAUCAACGUACAGCCUCGCUCAGUGGUACGGUGAUCUCCUUCUGCGCUGCCGUGAGCUUGAGUCCUGGGCGCAGGAUCUCACCCUCCCUAGUGUUGUCUGGAUAUCAGGCUUAUUCAACCCCCAGUCCUUCCUCACAGCUGUCAUGCAGAGUCUAGCCCAUAAAAACGAAUGGCCUUUGGAUAAGAUGCACUUAACAGUGGAUGUCACCAAAAAAUAUAAAGAAGAGUUUACUCAGCCUGCUAGAGAAGGAGCAUACAUACAUGGUCUGUAUUUAGAAGGUGCUCGUUGGGAUGUUCAAGGGGGACAUAUAGCUGAAGCUUGCCUGAAAACAGUGACACAAGCAAUGCCUGUUAUUUUUGUGAGAGCCAACCCCAGUGACAGGCAAGAGACAAGGAAUGUAUACGAAUGCCCAGUAUACAAGACGAAACAAAGAGGUUCCACUUAUGUGUGGACCUUCCAUUUAAAAGCCAAGGAAAGGCCAGCAAAGUGGAUUCUUGCCGGUGUUGCUUUGCUUUUAAGUGUGUGAGAUUCCAGAACCUGGGUUUCAGACUGAUCUUUCUCUAGCUUUAGCUUAGACCCCUUUGCCUUGGUGAGUUUGUGUGGAUGUCCAAUAUUUUGUUCUCUUCUCUCUCUCUCUCUCUCUCACACACACACACACACGAACUCUUGCAUGAACCUUUAUACCUGUGACAUUGUACUCUUUACUCAUGCCUGUUGCCCCAAUGACAGUUUAAAGAAGAUAAAGAUGAUUCAUGUGGAAAAGA